Brassica napus (rape) is the source of this 2531-nucleotide messenger RNA. RefSeq names its product diphthine--ammonia ligase-like. The transcript is spliced from 11 exons. Bases 124 to 2283 code for a protein of 719 amino acids. Gene Ontology annotation, molecular function: diphthine-ammonia ligase activity. Gene Ontology annotation, biological process: protein histidyl modification to diphthamide. NCBI's taxonomy places the organism in Eukaryota, Viridiplantae, Streptophyta, Magnoliopsida, Brassicales, Brassicaceae. The record is from RefSeq and is a predicted model, not a curated record.
CCAAUCGAAUAGCAAGGAGAAAAGUCAUGCCACAUUUCUAAAAGUUAUAAAAUUCUUUUUUUUUUAAAGUCGCCGGCGACGACAUAGAGAGAAGAACCUCACUGCAACCAGAGAGAGAGAGAGAUGAAGGUUGUGGCUUUAGUGAGUGGCGGCAAAGAUAGCUGCUAUGUGAUGAUGAAGUGUCUCCAAUACGGUCACGAGAUCGUUGCAUUGGCAAACUUGUUACCGGUUGAUGAUUCGGUUGAUGAGCUGGACAGCUACAUGUAUCAAACUGUAGGCCACCAGAUUAUUGUGAGCUACGCAGAAUGCAUGAAUGUGCCAUUGUUCAGAAGGAGAAUCAGAGGUUCUUCCAGGCAUCAGAAACUAAGCUACCAAAUGACUCCAGACGAUGAAGUGGAAGAUAUGUUUGUGUUGCUAAGUGAAGUUAAGAGACAGAUACCUUCCAUCACUGCAGUAUCUUCUGGCGCCAUUGCAUCUGAUUACCAGCGUCUGCGUGUGGAGAGUAUUUGUUCAAGGUUAGGUCUUGUUUCUUUGGCGUUUUUGUGGAAACAAGACCAGACUUUGCUUCUUCAGGAAAUGAUAGCUAAUGGGAUAAAAGCUAUUUUAGUCAAGGUGGCGGCAAUAGGGUUGGAUCCCUCUAAGCAUUUAGGGAAAGACUUAGCCUUCAUGGAACCACAUCUUUUGAAGUUGAAAGAGUUAUAUGGAAGUAAUGUUUGCGGUGAAGGAGGAGAAUAUGAGACUUUGACUCUCGAUUGCCCACUUUUCACUAAUGCGAGAAUCGUGCUCGAUGAAUUUGAAGUUAAGCUACAUUCUCCAGAUUCUAUUGCACCUGUUGGAGUUCUUCAUCCAACGAUCUUCCAUCUCGAAAAGAAGGGAAAUACAGACUCUAAUUCUGUUGAAGAGGAGCCAGGAUUGGUGUUUGAGGUUCAAGGAGAUGGUCCUAAUACAACAGAAGCUACUCGCCAAGUAGAUAAUGGAAUCGUUGAUCAUACAAGAACCAGAGUUAACUUAUCAAAGACCGGGAAAGACAACACAUUCUCCAUUUGCUGCUGGCUGGAAGAUUCUAGUGAAUCGUCAACAGGUCUGAAACAAGAUCUUGAGUCUGUUCUCACGGAAAUUGAGUCACAGCUUUCAAAACAUGCAUUUAACUGGAAGAAUGUCUUGUACAUUCAUCUUUACAUCUCUGAUAUGAGUGAAUUCGCCGCGGCGAAUGAGACAUAUGUGAAGUUUAUCACACAAGAGAAGUGCUUUUUUGGUGUUCCUUCUCGUAGUACAAUAGAGCUUCCUUUGGUACAAGCUGGUCUUGGUAAAGCCUACGUUGAGGUUUUAGUCGCCAAUGAUCACAGCAAAAGGGUUCUCCAUGUACAAAGUAUCUCUUCAUGGGCACCAAGCUGUAUUGGACCUUAUAGUCAGGCUACUUUGCACAAGGGUGUUCUUCACAUGGCUGGACAGUUGGGGCUUGACCCUCCAACGAUGAAUCUUCGAAAGGAAGGCGCAGUUGCUGAGCUGAAUCAAGCAUUGACGAACAGUGAGGCAAUAGCAGAAGCUUUUAGAUGCUCCAUCACUUCAUCAGCUAUUCUCUUUGUGGUGUUCUGUUCUGAACGCACACAGCAAUCAGAGAGGAACCAACUUCAUGAAAAGUUUGUUUCCUUCUUGGAUUUGGCAAAGUCUUCUUGGAGAGUAUCCAAUGUCAUGGAUCCUAUUUUCCUUUACAUCCUUGUCCCUGAUCUUCCCAAAAGUGCUCUUGUUGAAGUAAAACCUGUCUUAUACGUUAAAGAAGAUUCAGAGGAUGAUGAUGAAACCAGGAAAGAUCAAUUGGGUGAAGGAGACUUCAGUUGUUGGGGAUAUAAGCCAGAGAAAUGGCACCAAGAUUGUCUGCAGACACGAGUUGUUGAUGGGAAAAUAUGUGUGAAUGUGCUCUCCAUCUCGGCUGAAGUGAUGAAGAAGCUUGAUGAGCCUUCCGGAGAUGAAGAACAACAACUGAAGAGAGUAUCGAGAUUCUGUGUUUAUCUUCUCAACAAAACCUUGUCUGAAAAUUCAUUCUCUUGGCAAGACACCACGAGCUUAAGAAUACACUUCUCUACAAGUCUUGGUGUGUCCGUAGAGAGGUUAUCCGACAUUUUUGAAACUGCAUUCAAAGUGCUAAACGAGAUGAGUGGCGGAGUUAUAUUCAACGGCCUGAAAGAACCUAUAUUCAAUCUGGUUCCGGUCCUUGGUGCUGGAAACUCUUCUGCUUCGCUUGACAACAUUAUCACAUGUGAACUAUUCUCCCUAAGGUCAUAACCUUCCUUAUCUCACAAGGAACACAAGCUUUGCUUUUCUUGAUUUUUAAGCCGGCUCUGCUCUUCAAUGGGUUUCCACUGAUGACGUUUAUUUGCAAUGGGGAACGGCAUUAAUAUUUUGGACAGAAUCAUUUUUCUUUGGAAGUCUUGUUUUACUUAUGGAAGAACAACACGUAGUUGUUCUGUUUCAAAUGAAAACACAAUGAUGUUUGUUUGUGAACUAAGGAAAAGAAAAACAUGUUUGCUUUC